Molecule: messenger RNA, 562 nt
Organism: Spodoptera litura
Lineage: Eukaryota; Metazoa; Arthropoda; Insecta; Lepidoptera; Noctuidae
Product: small ribosomal subunit protein eS28
Biological process (GO): translation; ribosomal small subunit assembly; maturation of SSU-rRNA
Cellular component (GO): ribosome; cytosolic small ribosomal subunit
Molecular function (GO): structural constituent of ribosome
Source: RefSeq, a predicted model, not a curated record
AACACUAUAGCUGUCAAAUUCUUUUCUACUCACGCCAUUUCUGGUGCACGUGUAUUAUUUACGAAAUUGCUCGAUAUUUAAACUAAAAUGGAUAAGCCAAACGUUCUUGCUCGUGUUGUCAAGGUUUUGGGCCGUACCGGAUCCCAGGGACAAUGUACCCAGGUGAAGGUAGAGUUCAUCGGAGAAACUAGCCGUCAGAUCAUAAGAAAUGUGAAAGGACCAGUGCGUGAUGGUGACAUCCUGACUCUUCUCGAGUCUGAGCGUGAAGCCAGAAGACUGCGAUAAACGGUUGUGGCUAGCUGCUGAUUAGAUUAAGGCUCUUACCAUCUAUCCAAUUAUUAUCAGAUGGGGCCUAACAGGACUGAUGCCGAUACGGAGCCACGAAGGACCUAACGGGUUGCCGGGCCUCCGGCUCAAAGUGCAGGAGUAGGAACGGGGUGUUUUAAGUCAGUAAGAGUGUGACACUCCCUCUCGUCUCACCCGUGCGGGAGGUUAACUUAAAGAAACCGUCAAAGAUGACCAUCUCAUUGUACUGACACAUAAUAAACAACUUACCGGUGUA